AUGGCGAAGGACCUUACGCGCCUUUUCGCAGAAUUGCGGGAUGAGAUGAGGACCGAGUGGAAAUCCUUGAGGGAAACGAUAGAGAGGGACUUUCGCAAUGAAAUUCGUGACCUCCGUUCAGAUAUACGGGAAGUGAAGUCUAGUAUGGAUUUUAUAAAUGCUGAAUUUGAGAACAUGAAGAAGAAAGUUGCAAACGAAGUCGAGACAGUUUCCGCGUUAAAAAAAGAAAAUGAUGAGCUUCGAGCGAGGUAUCACGCCCUUGAGGGGGAUGUGAAAGCAAACCGGAUGAGCAUUGUCCAAUGCGAACAGCACUCUCGCGCCUACAACCUAGAGAUAAAAGGAAUGGCAGUUAUUGAAAACGAGGAUCUUCAUGCAACUUUGUGCAAGCUUGGUGAACUAAUUGGCGAACCGAUUGAUAAACAAGAUGUUGAAAUCUGUCACCGAGUCCGCACACGAGAACUAAACAAGCAAAAUAUUAUCGUGCAGUUCGUACGAAGAGAGAAACGCGAAAAGGUGCUUGCAAAAGCCAGGAAAAAGCGACUCACGAACAAAGACUUCGGAUUAUCGACUGACAACGCGGUCUUUGUAAACGAGCAUUUGUGCCCGACCUUGAAGAAACUACUUGGAAAGGCCACUGCAAAAAAGCGAGACGCGGGAUGGAAAUACGUGUGGGUGCGAAACAGCAAGAUUUGGGCCCGUAGAUCUGAAACCGCAGAUAUCGUAUCGAUAGAACACGACGGUGAUCUCGACAAGAUUUGCUAA
Ixodes scapularis (black-legged tick) is the source of this 762-nucleotide messenger RNA. RefSeq lists its product as uncharacterized. NCBI's taxonomy places the organism in Eukaryota, Metazoa, Arthropoda, Arachnida, Ixodida, Ixodidae. The coding region runs from base 1 to 762 and encodes 253 amino acids. The transcript has a single exon. The record is from RefSeq and is a predicted model, not a curated record.